Molecule: messenger RNA, 4772 nt
Organism: Betta splendens (Siamese fighting fish)
Lineage: Eukaryota; Metazoa; Chordata; Actinopteri; Anabantiformes; Osphronemidae
Gene: adcy7
Product: adenylate cyclase 7
Exons: 29
Coding region: 564-3884 (1106 amino acids)
Biological process (GO): intracellular signal transduction; adenylate cyclase-inhibiting G protein-coupled receptor signaling pathway; adenylate cyclase-activating G protein-coupled receptor signaling pathway
Cellular component (GO): plasma membrane
Molecular function (GO): adenylate cyclase activity
Source: RefSeq, a predicted model, not a curated record
AGACGGUUGGCGAAGAGAGCACGGGGAGCACGGCACGCGCUCCCAGCUCGCGCCUACGGGUUAUUUAUGUAGAUUUAUCUGCAAGACCCCACUAAAAGCUGCCAGCAUUCCCACCCAUACACACAGGACCCUUUUAAAGUCAGUUAAGCCACACACUUGAUGUCCCUCUCAGUGGAACUGCCAGGCUCACUGCUCCGUUACAUCAUAAAUCCUGAGUCGGGCUUAUUACUCAGACCCACCGAGGGGAACAGCACAGUAGCUGGCACGGGAUGAAGCGGCUCCGGCUGCCAACACCAGACAGGAGAUAAAAGACAUAAAAGGACUCGCAAAGGGGAGAGAGGGAGAGCGACGGAGGGAGGACGUCGGGUCGAGGGACCCUUCGAGGUCGACUUUCAGGAUGUCAAGGCGAAGGCGAAGCACAAGUUUUACUUGAGAGCGUCAUGAGCUAGUGAGGGGCUCCUCGGACCGUUAUCCAAACAUCUGUCCCACGCGAAGGCAGCGCAGCCUCCUGCACGCCGGGCCCGCUCUGAACGCCUGCUAUGCUCCUGUAAGAAGCGCCAGCCAUGCCGGCCAAGGGGAAGUACCUGCUGAACGAGCAGGAGCUGAAAAAUGAGGCGCUGUAUCGCAAGUUCUCCAGCCAGUACCAGCCGCUGGUGCUGCUGCUGGGCCUCUCCAUGUUCUUCUGCGUCAUCCUCCUCGUCCUCUUCCUGGCCUUCCGACUGAGCGCGAAGGAGCACUGUGCCUUUGUGAGUGUGGUAAGCGGCAGCCUGUGUGUCUUUCUGGCCUUGUUUGUGCUGGUGUAUACAGAAAUACUCCCACAGCGAUGGAGACGCCUGCUGGGCCUGGUUGUCUGGGUCACACACCUCAUCAUGGGCUUUACAUUCAUCUUCUCCAGCCCAGGCAUCAUCUUGCCUUGGGACCAGGUGCCUUUCUUCCUCUUCAUCAUCUUCACCGUGUACACCAUGCUGCCGAUCCAGCUGCGGUACGCCGUGGUGCUGAGUGCCAUCUCCUCCCUGUCUCACAUCAUGGCACUCACGGUGCGCCUCACGGUCUACAGCGAACGCAGUCCUCACCUUGCUAACCAGCUAGUGUCCAACGCCGUAGUGUUUCUGUGUGGCAUUGGGGUUGGAGCCUUCCAUAACGUCUUGAUGGAGAAAACCCUGAGGCAGACCUUCCAAGACACCCUCAGUUCCCUGAGCAUGAUGGUGAAGCUAGAGAUCGAGAAGAGGCAGCAGGAGAACCUGCUGCAGUCGGUGCUGCCGGUCUACAUCUCCAUGAAGAUGAAGCUGGCAAUAUUGGAGCGCCUGCAAGAAUGUAAAGACAAAGAGGAGAGACAGCGGCUGGUGAAAGAUAAUAACUUCCACAGCCUUUAUGUCAAGAGACACGAGAAUGUCAGUAUCUUGUAUGCCGACAUCGUCGGCUUCACCCGCUUGGCCAGUGACUGCUCUCCCAAGGAGCUGGUUAUCAUGCUCAAUGAACUCUUUGGCAAGUUCGACCAAAUAGCCAAGGAAAACGAGUGCAUGAGGAUAAAGAUCCUUGGAGACUGCUACUACUGUGUGUCGGGGCUGCCUGUCUCUCUGCCCAAACACGCCAAGAACUGCGUCAAAAUGGGUUUGGACAUGUGCGAAGCCAUCAAGCAGGUGCGAGAGGCGACGGGCGUGGACAUCAACAUGAGAGUGGGCGUGCAUUCAGGCAACGUGCUCUGCGGCGUCAUCGGCCUUCGCAAGUGGCAGUUUGACGUGUGGUCGCAUGACGUCACCCUGGCCAACCACAUGGAGGCAGGAGGCCUUCCAGGACGCGUCCACAUCACAGAGGCGACUCUGAAGCACCUGAACAAGGCCUAUGAAGUGGAGGAGGGCAACGGCCACACACGGGACCCCUACCUAAAAGAGCUCAAUAUCCGAACCUACGUGGUCAUAGAUCCACGGACCAAGGAUCCAUCACUGAACAGUCGCAGCGCUCCCAAGCCUCGCAUGAAUGAUGGUCUGAAGAUGCGUGCGUCCGUGCGCAUGACUCGUUACCUGGAGUCCUGGGGGGCCGUCAAGCCUUUCGCCCACCUCCAGAGCAGAGACGGGUUCACCCCAGACUCCAUUGUUCACGCACACAUCAAGGACAUCCCACUGCGAACAGCCCCAGCCAGACCCCCUGACAGCUUUGAUGAGUCUCUAGAGGAGCCGUUCUCCUUGCCCACACCAUCACUCAGCAGCUAUAAGAACAAAUCCCAGAAGAGCAAGUUUGAUGAGGAGCUGCACAAUGAGAUAACCACUACCAUAGAUGAGCUCAGCAACAAGCAGUGGUCUAGGUCUGAAGAGAGCGGCAGCUUCGGUCUGAGGUUUCCAAAGAAAGAUCUGGAAAAACAGUAUCAAGCCCUGGAUUUACCAUUGUUCAAAUACUAUGUGGUCUGUGCCACCUUCAUCUUCAUUUGCAUCUUUGUGGUCCAGAUGUUGGUCACCAAAAAUCACCAGAUGUUGGCCAUGUCUUUUGGGGUCUUGGUGUGUGUGCUGCUGCUGACCCUGGCCAUCUGUUUCGCCGGUCACCUGCAGCGCCUGUUCCCGGCGUCGCUGUCGCGGUGCCAGUGGCUGCCAGCGGUUUCGGAGGCGGUGGUGAAGCGGCCGUGUGUGCGCCUGCCUCUGGCCACCGUCACCACGGCGGUCGUCAUCGUCCUGGCCGUGUUCAACCUGUGCUUCGUCCACACCACCGUCCCCGACAGUGUCCCAUGUCCCACAAAUGAGUCUGACACGCAGCAGCUAGCGGAAAACCUGGCCUACCUGCCAUACUCUGUGUACUGCUGCAUCCUGUCACUCAUUGCCUGUGGAGUGUUCCUGCGGGCGAGGUUCGAGCUCAAGGUGAUCUUCCUCAUCCUGGCCUUCACGGUUUAUUACAUCCUCAUCCUCAGCACCAAGAGCAACCUGUUCGAGGCCUAUGGGAACGUCCUCUAUGCUCAGACCAAUGGCAGCUGUAACUGCAGCAGCGUGGAGCAUGAUGACAUUCUGGAAUGUAUAGGGCUGGUGAAACACCCGCAGGCCAUGAGCUGCAUAUACAUCAUCCUGUUCCUGGUUACUAUGCUAAUCAUCGCACAACAGAACGAGUCCUGCUUCCGCCAGGACUUCCUCCUAAAGCACAAGAAUCGCACCGAGCAGGACGAGAUCGAGACCAGGGAGAACCUGAACCGCCUGCUGCUGGAGAACGUGCUGCCGGCCCACGUGGCCUCACUGUUUAUUGGGGAGAACAAAAAGAACGAGGAUCUCUACUACAAGUCCUAUGACUGCGUGUGUGUGAUGUUUGCCUCGGUGCCAGACUUCAAGGAGUUUUACACCGAGUGUGACAUCAACAAGGAGGGCCUGGAAUGCCUGAGACUGCUCAACGAGAUCAUUGCCGACUUUGAUGAGCUGUUGUCCAAGCCCAAGUUCAGCAGCGUGGAGAAGAUCAAGACGAUUGGCAGCACUUACAUGGCCGCCGCGGGGCUCAGUGGGACGCCCGGUCAGGAGAACAAUCAGGACAAAGACAGGCAGCAUGCCCAGAUAGGGAUCAUGGUGGAGUUCGCCAUCGCCCUGACUGGCAAGUUGGACGGCAUCAACAGACAUUCCUUCAAUAGCUUCAGGCUUCGUGUGGGGAUCAAUCAUGGCCCGGUGAUCGCCGGAGUGAUCGGUGCCAGGAAACCUCAGUAUGACAUCUGGGGCAACACGGUGAACGUGGCCAGCAGGAUGGAGAGCACCGGGGAGCUUGGGAAGAUCCAGGUGACGGAGGAAACGUCCUCGGUGCUGCACAUACUCGGCUACUCGUGCGAGUGUCGAGGCCUCAUCAACGUCAAGGGGAAAGGGGAGCUGAAAACCUUCUUUGUGUGCACCGACAUGAGCAAGCAGCAAGGCAUGGGGCUGAGCUGAGGCCCGGCCAGCAGACCUGGACACAGACUCAUGCACGCGAGUGAGCGGCUUGGGAGACUCCUGCACCAGACGUGACUGUAAUACAAGCGUGUUCUAGUGAUGUCCAUGAGACUCAGCUCAGGAACAGCUGCUCGUUGGUAGGUGUCCCACCUGGGCAGGUUGCGCUGAAGUCAUGGUUAGUAGGUUCAAUCGCCGUCAGUUACUUUGUACCUUUCAUGUCUUUUCUUUAGAUGUCAUUUGUGAAAGAAUGUGUCUCGUACUAAUGCCAAAUGCAGUCGUGUACGUCUGGUCCUUUUUAAAGGCAAAAGUGGAUUCGCUUUGGGUCAUAAUCUGAAACCCAUCAGGUCUGAAGAGGGUGGACACUGCUCUGUUACUGUGUAAUGAGCAAGACGUCUGUGAAGCACUUACGCAAAGAUGCUCCUUCCCUGUUACUGUAUCCUCAGCACCGCUUAGGUUUAAGAGCAACAACUCUUCAUGUCAAUAUCCUUUAGGUUCUAGCUGUGCAAUCUUUACAAUAUUUGCUGCAGUUCAGGAUGAGGCAGGUGAAACCCUGUACUGUAUAUAUUACAUUUUACUCUGCUGAGAUAAGAAGUAGUUUGCAUAUGUAUAUGCUGCAGUGAGGGAACUCGUUGCACAUUAUCCUCGGUCUGUGUGAUCUGACAACCUGCCUGCUGUGAAUGUCUCUGGCUCCAGCUCAGCUCACCUGAACUGACCUGGGUCGCUCUCUGUGCCUCUGAAUACUUGAUCUGUCUCGUGGCCUUACCUUUUGACACCAUUGUCUUGUCUAUAUUUGUGGUUGUAUAAUAACAGUGUACUGGCCUUCAUGUGAACAAAUGUGACAUUGGAUUUUUGUACAGUUGCAGAAUGUAAUAAAUGUUUUCAUAUGUC